AUGAAUAGACCGCAGGGUGGUCAACAACGCCUAGGUGCAACUUGGUAUCCAGGGGGGCAAGAUGACUUCUACAUGCCAGAGGUCAUAUCCCCAUCUCCUCAGAGAGUGAUGCCAGAAGUGCCCGAGAACAUGCAGGACAAUAUUGCUGAGAUGGAAUACCGCGCUCAUGACCCCCGCCGGCAACAACAACCGUACCAACGCGCCCAGAGCUAUCCCGAGCGCACUUCCUCUGCCCAGGGCCCACCACCCCAACACAAUCAAGUCCAUGAUCCCAGUUCCUACGCGCAAUCCGCGACCUAUGACAGCAUGGAUCACCCCAACUUUUCACCGUUCCCGGUCUUGCGGAACCCACCACCUAAUGUCCCCCCCACCGAUGAACAGAGAGAAGCGAAUCUAGAGCGCGCGCGGAUGGCCGUCCUGUCGACCACAGACCCGGAGAUGCAACUCGCAUGGGCCUUGGAUGCUCUCGCCUUUGUCGAGGUCGCCGCACAGAACGAUGUCCGCCUCGGGUUGACCCAACCCCCACGCCCGCAGACCCCGCAGGUGGAACGCCAGCUGAGGGUCGACGCGAUGAACAUCGUCGGCUUUCUAGCCGAGCAGCGCCACCCCAAAGCGGAAUUUAUCAAGGGCAUGUGGCUCGAGUUUGGCAAAUUUGGCUGUCCCGUGGAUCGCAAGGAGGCAUUCCGAUCAUACUCCCGAGCCGCUGAGAAGGGAUAUGCGCGCGCCGAAUACCGGAUCGGAAUGCAGUUCGAGAGCUCGGGUGAACCGGAGAAGGCGAUCAAACAUUACCAGCGGGGUGUUGCGCGGGCGGAUUCUGCCUCGUACUAUCGCCUGGGAAUGAUGAUUCUGUUGGGCCAGCAUGGGCAGCUCCAGGACUUCAAUACUGGCUUGGAUUACAUUCGGCUGGCGGCGCAAUCAUGCGACCAGAACGCACCUCAAGGUGCAUACGUAUACGGCAUGCUCUUGGCUCGAGAACUCCCUCAAGUGAGCGUCCCGGAAAGCUUCCUGCCCCUUGAUCUGAACUUGGCACGUGUCAAUAUCGAAAAGGCGGCAUAUCACGGGUUCGCCAAGGCUCAGGUCAAGAUGGGUGCUGCAUAUGAACUCUGUCAACUGAGCUGUGAUUUCAACCCCGCGCUGUCUCUGCACUACAACGCACUGGCAGCCCGCCAGGGCGAGCCCGAAGCUGAGAUGGCCAUCAGCAAAUGGUUUUUGUGUGGACAUGAGGGUAUCUUUGAGAAGAACGACGAGCUGGCAUUCACGUAUGCUCAGCGUGCGGCCCAGAGUGGUCUUCCGACAGCUGAAUUCGCCCUGGGAUACUUCUACGAGGUUGGUAUCUUUGUGCCUGUGGAUAUCAAGGAAGCCCGUUCUUGGUACGCCAAGGCCGCUGCCAGUGGCAACAAGGAUGCAUCUGGUCGGAUUGAAAGUAUUUCGCGCUCCAAGACUCUGUCCAGAAAGGACCAUGAGAAGGUAGCAAUCUCACGUAUCAAGUCGACGCGAUAUACCGCUCAUCAGCGAGGCAACUCACUGGAAAUGACCCCAGAGAAUAUCCAAAUGCCAGAUCCUUCGAGAAUGACCUUGUCGGAUGGCCCACCAUCUGGGGCUCCUUACCCCGAUCGUCCUCAUUCUACUCGUCCACGACCCCAACAGGGUUAUCAGCUGUCAGACACUCGCCCAAGCUCUGCUUUCGGUGUCAAUCCCAACCUUCGAUCUAAUGCACCCUCGGGAUAUGGUGGCCCACCCCCCCAGGGCCCCGGAAAUCGCACUCCAUCCUAUGGGCCUGGUGGAUCUAUGAACUACCGCCAAUCUGGUCCUGGAACCCCCCUCAGUGCUCCUGCUGGGCCUGUAAGCCCGCAGGCUGGUAACAUGAUCAGUCCUGGCGGGGCUCCUCGUCUCGAUAUUGGCUAUUCUGCACCAAUGCCGCCUCCAGGUGGGCGACGCCCACCUCGACUUGACUCGGCUCCGGACCGCAAGCCUAUGAGACCUCCCGUUUCUAGUCACACCGGGAUGCCCUCAUCCGGUGUGGCGUCUCCUCGUCCCCCCGGUUCGCCCUCGUUUCCUCCUCGUAUGGAGUCCCGGCAGCCGUCUCACGGUUCAGGCCCCUCUACGCCUCAGCCGGCGCCCUCUGUCGCGUCGUCGAGUUCAUCCACACCGCAACCGAAGCCAGCCAAGCCGCCAAGCAAGGGCCCCAAGACCUUUGAGGAGAUGGGUGUUCCUAGUGCGAAUAAAGACAGUGAUUGCGUAUGUAAACCCUACAUUUUGGCCAUUGAACUCGAACCAAAGCUAACUUUUGCCAUUGAUGUUUCUGCAAACCUUCACAACAAAGUGACCAAAACGCAAGCCGCAAAGGUUCUCCGGGAUUUGCAUGAGAAGAAAGAGAUUGAAGGAAGAGUUUCUGGUAAACAGACAGUCUACCAUGCUCUACAAGAUUCGUCGGACAUCACAACCCCGGAGGUAGCCGCGGCUAUGAAGGUUAACAUCGAAAGCCUCGAGGAUGAGAUUUCAACUCUAAAGGCAAACGAAAAGAAGGCCCGAGCAGCAUUAGCAGCCCUGCAUGCAAAGCCCCGGAUAUCCGAUCUCCGGCAGGACAUCGGCCGUCUUGAGGCGGAGGAAUUGACGAUCCAAGCUCGCUUGGCAAGUCGCCACGAGGGCGACCCCGUUCAUAUAUCACCAGAGGAAAGAGAAAAGCUCGAAAAAGAAUGGAACUAUUGGCAACGACAUGCCAAUGUGCGCCGUCGGAUCUGUCGUGAUCUCUGGGGACAAUGCUCCGAGGUACUUCCGGAGGACAUGACUGCGGGGGAGCUGUGGGUGAGUUUUGCGAGUGAUGAAUGA
Molecule: messenger RNA, 2829 nt
Organism: Penicillium robsamsonii
Lineage: Eukaryota; Fungi; Ascomycota; Eurotiomycetes; Eurotiales; Aspergillaceae
Product: Chitin synthase activator (Chs3)
Exons: 7
Coding region: 1-2829 (942 amino acids)
Molecular function (GO): protein binding
Source: RefSeq, a predicted model, not a curated record